AGCGCGCGCAGGUGGCGCCGCACCACCGCUGUAGUCGGUUUCCUCAGUCGCGAGGUGUCAGCCGGUCGUGCGGGAAGUUUGUUUUUGCCACUUGCGAUUACGCGACACUCUUCCGAAAGUGUGCAGUAUUUAUCCGCGACGCCUUAUAUCUCGCGCUGUUUCUCUCCCGGACGGAUAGUGCACGCGUAAAUAAUGUGAAUUGCGUGGAAUAGCUUCGCAUCUCCUUUUUUCAUCCUUGUGGCGUCGAGGUGGGAGCGAGCGAGCGAGAGAGAAAGAGAAAGAAAGAGAGAGACCAACGACGACGACGACGAUCGUUUCGCAGUGCGGCGUGCGGUAAGGGGGCAGGAGGAGGAGGGCGCCUCCCCUUCCCGCGUGUGGGUGUGCGUGCCCGAGGGAUAGAUACGCCGUCGUCAAGUGACAGGAGGGCAGAGGGCGAGAAUAACCCAAAUAAAGGUGGUGCGUCCUACGCUCUCUUAUCAUUCGGAUCGGGGGUAACAGAGAGUGUGAAGGAAAGAGAGAGAGAGAGAGAGAAAGAGCGCACGAGAUAGUGAAAACGUGAACCGCGCGCGGCAAAUGACAGCGAAGAGGUGAGGAUCAAUGUGCCGUGAUGGCUGAGGAGGAGCUGCUGGUCACCCUGUGCCGCGGCGACUCCGGUUCCGGCGGCUCCUUUGGCUUCUCGUUGCUCGGCGCCUCGGCGUCGGCGGGCUUGCCGGCCGCCCACGUCAUCUACGACAUCGUCGAGAAUUCCCCGGCGGCCAGGAGCGGCAAGGUCGAAGCUGGUGACGUUAUACUCAGAGUGAAUGAAGUUGAUGUCAAUCGUUUCAGCACAAAAGAAGUGUUGAAAUGUUUGCGGCUUUCUUCAGAUCCAGUCACCUUAAAGCUGCGAAGAGAUCCUGCUGUAAAAGCGCACGUUCGACGUCUUCUUUCUCCCGGACAACCCUCGAACGAUGACGAGACGGAUUCAUCGCAAAAUGCCCUAACGAACAACCCCAAGAACGUCAGCGUUUCUGACAAUGUCGAAAACAAGGAGCUUAGAAAGGCAUCGGACACGCCGGAAGUAUCCGCGGAUUCGCCUGUGCCAACGUCGACGUCGGCGACGACGACGACGAGAAGCAAUGGCUCGUGUAGCGACGCUUCCGUCUCGUCAGAGUUGGAAGCGCUUCUACCGCCCGUGGACAACUUCAAGGAAGAAGAGCGAACUCAAUGGGAGCCACUCUCUGCUGAGAAAUUCCCUCGACAGAAAAAUACGCCUAGGUUCGAAGCAUACAUGAUGACUGGCGAUCUGAUGUUAAAUUUAUCGCGCACGCAGCAGAGCAGCAAUCUGUUACCCAAGCAGCAUCAGCAGCGAAAGGUUGACUCCCUUAGGUACAAUCCCAAUCACCAGCACACCUCCACCACUGUCACCACUAGCACUCAUCACAAUCAUAAUCAUCAUCAUCACCAUCACCAUCACAACUCGGUGCCUAGCAGUCCCAACGAGACCCAACUGGCCCAUCAGCAUCACCACCAUCACCGAGGAAACGCUUACAAGGCCUCCAGCUCAGCCAGUACGUCACCCGUGGGCGCAGCUAGGCGCGACGGUGUACAGGGUACCCCGGGAGCUCUGGUUCAGGUCGAUCCCAGCAAGAACACUCCCUCGAGCUUCGGUUUUGUGCGUACUUCACGAUCGGAAGAUCAUUUGCAAUUUCAAAAGGACCCUUCGAUGAGCGCCGUAGAUAUUGAUAUCGACGACGAUGUUACAUCAAGCCUAAACACACUGUUAGAUCCACGGCCAGAAGGUUUGAUGCCGAACGAACGUAUCGUGUGGACCUAUAACGCGCCCGUCAGCUCGCCGGCUGCUUCUUGCUGUCAGAACGGUGGUUCCUCGUCCUCGUCCUCCUCUUCUUCAUCAUCCUCGUCGACAAGUCCUCAGCGUUCUCUGUCUCCCGCUUCUCCCACCUCCGUCUCGUCCUCCGUUAUGUCCUCCAACUCUGGCUCCCGUAGGUUUCCACCGGUUCAAACUGCUCCUGGAGUCUCCGGCGUUCCCAGUAGUCAUCUUCCCGCUAAUGGCGAUAUCAGCCAGUCGGAAGCUAUCAGCAACAUGUCCAGUCCGGACUACAACGACGAAGAGACGAUGGAUAUUCUCAGUGCACGGGAUAUUAUGAUGGUGAGCGAUCCCAGCGAUAGUGAUUCGACCAUUCUGGCGAGUGAACCGCCCCAAAGGAGGCUAAAAGCCAAUCCUCAAGAUGCUGGGGAGCACAGGAUAGUAAUUCAGGUAAAGGGACCUGAUAAAGAGACCCCGAGGAAUACAAGUCCCAGGCAAGCGAGAAGAAGAAAUCCUAGUGGGGAUCUGGUGCCAUCUGUUGUACCUCAAAAUUUGCCGAGAAAUCAACCUGGAGUUCCUGGAAAUGUGACGGGAUCUAUAGCACCUGAAUGUGUAGGUUAUCAGGAAUUGAAAGAAUGCGAGGAUGAAAAAGAGGUCGUCGGAGUGUCCGAGGAACAGAAGGGAAAUGCAUCGCCGCCGCAGUCGGCAGACGAGGAGAGCGAUAUUGAAAGUUUGCACAGUUUCCACUACAGCCCAAAGGCGGUAGAUUUACCUUCCGCAGUUCGAUUGGCCAAACGUCUUUAUUCUUUGGACGGUUUUAAGAAGUCGGACGUCUCCAGGCAUCUAAGUAAAAACAACGAUUUUAGCAAAGCCGUGGCGGAGGAAUACUUGCGCUACUUCAACUUCGAGCGAGACACACUGGAUGUGGCUCUUAGGAAAUUCCUCGCUCAAUUCUCGUUGACCGGAGAAACUCAAGAAAGAGAAAGAGUUUUGGUACACUUUUCCAAGAGAUAUCUUGAUUGUAAUCCCGGUAGUUUUAACUCGCAAGACGCGGUUCACACGUUAACUUGCGCGAUAAUGCUGCUUAACACGGACUUGCAUGGUCAGAAUAUCGGUCGGAAGAUGUCAUGUUCGGAAUUUAUUGAGAAUCUGUCGGAGCUCAACGAUGGUGAUAACUUCCCUCGCGAAGUACUCAAGCAGCUUUACAAUGCCAUAAAAUCCUUUCCUCUCGAGUGGGCCUUGGAUGAAGAAGGAGAUGAGGCAGCAAAUCAGAUAAUUCAGCAGAGCGAUAAUGCAGCAGUGAUCGCCGGUGGUGGAAAUCCAUUCCUCGAUGUGCCAAAUGUCACGGGUGCCACGGAGUUCAAAAAAGGUUACGUUAUGCGUAAAUGUUGUUACGAUUCCAACGGCAAAAAAACUCCGUUCGGCAAGCGAGGCUGGAAAAUGUACUAUUGUACAUUGCGCGAGCUUGUGUUAUAUUUACAUAAGGAUGAGCAUGGCUUCCGUAACGACAGUUUACACAAUGCUAUACGCAUUCAUCACGCACUGGCCACCAAGGCGACAGAUUAUACAAAGAAGCAACACGUCUUCCGGUUGCAGACAGCCGAUCAGGCCGAGUAUCUCUUUCAAACGAGUGAUUCGAAAGAGCUGCAGUCCUGGGUCGACACGAUCAAUUUCGUGUGCGCCAGCUUCUCAUGUCAGCCGCUCGCGGGCGCCGUCGGCUCUCAACGCAAGUUCCAGCGCCCGUUACUGCCGUGUAGUCAUACAAAAUUAAAUUCCAGAGAGCAAUUGCGAGAUCAUGAAGAGAGAGUCAAUAGAUUGGAAGCGGAACUGGACGAACACAGACGGCAUCCUCCGGAAAGAGGCGCAAAAGCUCUUACUGUACAGAAUUACAAGGAAAAGGAUGCGUAUUUGCAUCACGAGCUGAAGCGGUACAGAACGUACGCCUACUUACUUCGUUCCCGAUUGGCGUUCAGUGAGAUGGAGCCGUCGUCGUUGGUGGAAAGCAGCAUUGGUGAAGUAGAUGAAGGUGCUCUACCUGGACCCGGAGCUCUGGUAAAUGCCGAAGGUGCUCUGAUACCACCGCCGGUCCCUGAACGCCCAACUGCAGCUAAUAGGUACAGUUACCGAGCCGCCAUUUAUAGUGGCAGCGGUCGCAAUCUGCUGAACGGUGGCUACCAGGACUAUAAUCCUGCCAGCGGCGACAUUGGUUGACGUGAUGCUUUCAGCUUGUGCGGGCUAAUCUGACCCAGGUGCUGUUGCUGGUGCUGGUGACGAUGAGACGGUUAACGGUAGAUAGUUUUCGAAUAACGCAAACUAACGAUAUAUCCGGCAACGCGUAUAUCGCACAUCGUAGUGAUGUAUUAAAAUAACGAUAUUGACUUUUCAACAUCUACGUCUUAAAUUAACGAUCUUUCCAUAGUCUUUUUUUAUAUUUUCUAAUGGCAGUAGAGAUACUUGUGGGAUCAAUUAAUAAUAUUAAAUAUGUCAAUAAUUACUGACAUUUUUCUAAAACAAAAAAAUUAGCAAGAAACAUUAAUUUGACGUUUAACAAAUUGCUUUGUGAGAUCUCUUUUAGCUUUCGUUAAUGUGUUCUUUCUUGAAGUUUCUCUCUGAGGUUGUUGAUUCUGAAUUUUUCUCUACUUUUUCUUAUUGUUUUAAUCAGAUACGAAUAUCGUCUUAUUUUAAAGUUAUUAGAUACGAUAAAUAUAGUGUUAUGCUGUGUUGUUAUAUUGUUAGUUUGCGCACAAAUAUUAAUUAUGCAAAAUAAGAAAAAAUAUAUUAUAAACGUUGUGAGGGUUGUUAAGACUGGAUAGAAGAAAGUUUCUGCAUUUUAACUUACUGUUCUGGAAAGUUGAAAAAACGGUAUCACAAAAAAAAUAAUAACAGUUUUUAUGUGAUUAUACGACCUAUUUAAGAAUUUCUUAUUUUAUUAUCAAAAAGAUAUUGCAAUUGUCAUAUUUAAUCUAUUUAUACCUCCGUAAAUAU
Molecule: messenger RNA, 4789 nt
Organism: Pseudomyrmex gracilis
Lineage: Eukaryota; Metazoa; Arthropoda; Insecta; Hymenoptera; Formicidae
Gene: Efa6
Product: PH and SEC7 domain-containing protein 1
Exons: 13
Coding region: 608-4015 (1135 amino acids)
Biological process (GO): regulation of ARF protein signal transduction
Molecular function (GO): guanyl-nucleotide exchange factor activity; phospholipid binding; protein binding
Source: RefSeq, a predicted model, not a curated record